Molecule: messenger RNA, 246 nt
Organism: Dentiscutata erythropus
Lineage: Eukaryota; Fungi; Glomeromycota; Glomeromycetes; Diversisporales; Gigasporaceae
Source: the annotation of a GenBank genome assembly
AUGGCACGAGAAAUAAAUCUUCAGAACCUCCUAAUCGAACUAGCCAUAGAGGCAAGAAUAGAAAUAACUUGGGCAAUAGAUGAUGAAGACCAGGAUAGUUUGCCAAGUACCAAUUAUACUGAAAAUGAAAACAAAGUUGCUGAAGGUUUGAAGUUUGAAGAAAAUAUUAAAAAUUAUAAUUCCUACCCUCGCUUUAAUAAAGAUUGGAAUAAGCCUGACCAAAAUGACCUAUUUGCGGACUUCUAA